Purpureocillium takamizusanense is the source of this 1068-nucleotide messenger RNA. It is a transcript of the gene VPS68, whose product is annotated as Vacuolar protein sorting-associated protein 68. The transcript is spliced from 3 exons. The record is from RefSeq and is a predicted model, not a curated record. Bases 213 to 728 code for a protein of 171 amino acids. NCBI's taxonomy places the organism in Eukaryota, Fungi, Ascomycota, Sordariomycetes, Hypocreales, Ophiocordycipitaceae. Gene Ontology annotation, biological process: protein targeting to vacuole; late endosome to vacuole transport via multivesicular body sorting pathway. Gene Ontology annotation, cellular component: Vps55/Vps68 complex; fungal-type vacuole membrane.
CCGCCGUCGACGCCUGAGCCUCGUCAUCCCUCUACCUACGAAGCGCUAGUCCUCCGAGUAGCCUCCAGACGCUUGCUGGAGCAUCAGCUUCCCAACCUACGUCCGUCCGCCUCACCGACGACCUGCCCGCCCCUGCAGCGCCGGACCCCGUCCCCGACUGCAUCCUCGCCCUCCACCGAACCUCCCGCCCGCAGCGAAAUCUACCAGCCGACAUGGAGGAAGAGCGACUUUGGAAGUUCCGGAAGCCCGAGUGGCUGAACAGCAUCUGGGCGCGGAACGCUGGCGUCUACGGGGCUGGAGCACUGUACUCGCUUGCCUUCUACGUCAUGCUCGACUCGGCCGUCUGGUCCAAGUCGGCCCGCAACGGCUCCAGCGUCCACGUCAAGUUCGUCGACUGGCUGCCCCUCGUCUUCUCCAGCCUGGGCAUGCUCAUCAUCAACUCGGUCGAGAAGCAGCGCCUCAGCGCCGACUCCUUCAGCUACAGCGGCUCCGGCGUCGCGUGGAAGGCCCGCGUCGUUCUCUUCCUCGGCUUCGCCGCCCUCGCCGGCGGCAUGGCCGGCGGCGUCACCGUGUUUGUGCUCAAGUUUGUCGUUCCAGGCGUGGAUAUGCCGGCGCUGGGCAUGGGCAUCGAGAACAUUGUCAGCAACGCCCUGGUUGGCUUCAGCUCCGUCGUUCUCUGGGUGAGCCAGAACAUGGAGGACGAGUAUUCGUACAAUCUAGCGAUAUGAAACGCACGGCAAGGAGGAGGCCACGAGCGCGAGUUACUCGGCGUCCAACAGCACGCAAGUCGACGGCUGGAAGGCGCCAGGAAAGGAUGCGAGAGACGUGUACAGUGAGCGGCAUACGUACUGCCAGCAUUCGUGGGAGGUUUGGCGUCGAGUUUGGUUUUCCAUAGCAAGCUUCAAGUGUUUCAAUGCUUCUGUCAUGGGCGAGAGGACGGUAACGUUCCAUAAUGAACUUCUUGCUACGUUGUCUGGUUGUACAAUGCACCAACAUCGGACGGAAUACCCUUGGUUUUUUGGUUUAGAAUCUUUGUGCGAUUGAAUAUACGGCCCUGUGAGAAUGCGA